Brassica napus (rape) is the source of this 666-nucleotide messenger RNA. RefSeq lists its product as uncharacterized. Lineage: Eukaryota; Viridiplantae; Streptophyta; Magnoliopsida; Brassicales; Brassicaceae. The coding region runs from base 1 to 666 and encodes 221 amino acids. The record is from RefSeq and is a predicted model, not a curated record. The transcript has a single exon. Gene Ontology annotation, molecular function: catalytic activity.
AUGCAAGUCCAGAUUGUUAAUCAAAGCAGACAGUCAAUUACCUGCCUUCUUUCACUGCCUAACCAGGAAGCUUUCUACUUCACAUCAGUUUAUGCCUCAAAUGAAACAGCAGAUAGAGUUGAUCUUUGGGCAGAGCUUCUGCUUCUUCAUGCCACUCUUGACCUUGAUAAUAACAAGUGGAUGAUUGGAGGUGAUUUCAACCAGAUCAUUUACCCCUAUGAACACUCCUCUGACUCAAUCUAUGCCCCAGAUAUCAACAUGUAUCAUAUGCGUGAUUGCUUGCUCCAAGCUGGCUUGUUCGACCUGCGGUUUAACGGCCCAAUUCACACGUGGACUAAUAACCAACCUGAGAGCCCCAUUGCUAAAAAGCUAGACAGAUUGCUGGUGAACUCCGCGUUCCUCUCAACCUUCUCCCAUGCCUAUGCCUCUUUCCUUCCCCAACUCUUCUCUGACCACACCCCAUGUCUAAUCGAUCUUGCCUUCUCCCUCCCUAAAGCUGAAACCCACCCUUUCAAGUUUCAAAACUACCUCACCAAACAUCCCAACUUCUCUGAGCUGAUCCUCGACGCCUGGAUUCUGGCCAGAAGCAUGAGCUGUAACCUAAAGCAUUUCUUUUGGAAACUUAAAAUCAUCAAGAAUGAUUUAAAGCGAUUGAACAAAAGAUAA